AUGGCAGAACCAAACGAACCCCAUUUUACCGCUGAAAGUUUGCCAAAUGCAGUGCCUUCUAUACCGGCUCCUGCAAAGCAAUCAGUCCGGUCCUUCAAGAAGAAAUAUGCCAAAUUGAAGGUCAGGUUUGAGCUGGGAACUCGGGAAAAUGAGAGUUUAAUUCGGGAAGAAUUGCGCAUAGAGGAUCUAUCCAAGCGCAUCCAAGAGCAAAACGAUCAAUUGCUGGAGGUUCUCCUCGAGUUCAACGAAAGCCUACAUGUUUCUCCCGAUGUCCGAUUCGAUCUUAGCAUGCCAACCGACCCUCCGUUGCUACCAACCCCCCAGCAGGAAAUCGUACCUUUGAUCAAUGAUGCAACACUGGCCAAACAAACAUGGAAGGAAGCCAAAGCUGGCUUGGCUGCCGGUAACAUUGAUACGGGUGCUUAUCGUAUGAUUGAAGAUAACAUCAAACGAAACAAGGCGUUUGCACCAGCCCAGCAGUAUAGCUCCCUGAUACAGUCUCAUCACAUCACUCCAGACAUUGUUGAAAAGAAGCCUUACAAUGACUGUGAAAGCCAACUUGGAUACUUUACGCCUGAGCAUGAAACCGAAUACUACCUUGCCUUGGACGCCAAGCUAGGCGAUGAGGCCGCUGCUACGCAGCUUGCACGCAUUCCAGAUCGUCCCACGUUUGCGGAACGUGAGCGCGAUCUUUCCAUGCGGAAUCCCGCAUCUGUGUACAAUUGGCUGCGUCGCAACCAACCGCAGACUCUCCAGGAUAAUGAGAUUGCUUCUGAAAAGUCUGCAUCACGCCCUUCGAAUCAGCGAUCGUCCAAGCGAGCGCCGGCUCAGCGCAAAGAUGAGGAUAUGUAUGACGAAGACGGGACAGAGGCCCAGCCUACUCCCAAGAACAAGCGCAAACGCGACGAGGACACUGGAUAUAGACCCAAGGGUGGUAGCAGCCGGUCCAAAAAGAAGAAGGAAGAGCCUACUUCGAACCCAAGCAAAGUGGCCAAAAAGCCUUGA
This is a messenger RNA of Penicillium coprophilum, 1005 nucleotides long. RefSeq lists its product as uncharacterized. Gene Ontology annotation, biological process: chromatin remodeling. Bases 1 to 1005 code for a protein of 334 amino acids. The record is from RefSeq and is a predicted model, not a curated record. Gene Ontology annotation, cellular component: Ino80 complex; nucleus. The transcript is spliced from 3 exons. NCBI's taxonomy places the organism in Eukaryota, Fungi, Ascomycota, Eurotiomycetes, Eurotiales, Aspergillaceae.